Molecule: messenger RNA, 537 nt
Organism: Vitrella brassicaformis
Lineage: Eukaryota; Vitrellaceae
Source: the annotation of a GenBank genome assembly
AUGAUGCCGAGCGACGAGGAGAUGGCCGCCAUCAUCGAGCAGCAUCGACGGGACAAGGAGAACCUCAGGCCCGAGGACGUCGCUGCGGUGCGGAGGCUCAUCGCCCUCCACCGCGACCCUCGGGCCACCGACGAGGAAGUCCUACGAGCGAAGCAAGAGAUACCGAUGGAGGUAAGGAGAGGGACGAGGGAUGAGGGCCGAAGAGACUUGGGAAGAGACGCAGGAGAAGACGCUAAGGAGUCAUUGUGGCACUGCUGCAUAUAUUCCUUCCAGGUGUACCGCACCGUCUGCCAUGGGCUGGAGCGCGACGAGAUCGAAGACCUCACCAAGCUCCUGAUCAGGAACUGCCGCCAUGCCGCCUGUAAGUAGAGAUGGAGAAGGAAUGGAUGACAUGACUUUCUACGACAUACUUUCCCUUCUUCCCUUUGUCUGUCUUCCCCAGCCAACAUUGCCGCUGAGCGAGGCGUCGCCCUGCCGACGUCUCCCCACCCCUUUCUCGCCACACACGCCCCUCCCCCUGCCCCCGCCGUCUCCGAC